CGGCUCGUGCUCACAACGACAUCGCUGCGGAACGUGGUGCUCGCGAACUCGACGGACGUGCUCUACUACGAGGUCGUCACGCCACGUUGGGAGCGGCACUUAACGCGUGUCUCUCGCCUCGACGUGAACACGCGCGGCUUCGACCCCGUCGCCGAGCUCCUGAACGGGCGCCCACGAGUCGUCGCGCUGCGCUUCUAUGGAACGGGAGAGCUCCGGCCAGUGGACGACUUUCUGCACAUGGAGGUGGAGGGCGAGCGGAAGGACCCGGAUGAGCUACGGGCGUGGUUCCGGAGCAAGGACGGACACAAGUACACAUGGCGCGCAAACAAGGCACGGCUGGAGUUGACGCGGGACGACGACCCGGAGAAGGCACUCGUGUCGUUCCACAGGGAGCGGCGGUAUCUCCACGUCCUGCGCAUGUCACAGCACCCGUAUCUGGAGGUGCAUCCGGCGGCGCUGGAGAGCCUGGACUACAUCAUCGUGUCGUUCCUGUUGAUCGAGAGGCUCCGCCGAGAGUUUGGCUUAACUUGAUACCCAAAGCAACCGCAGGCCGCAGGCUGCUCGCUCAAAUUGUCAAUAGAACACGAACAUAUACCCGAUCA
Molecule: messenger RNA, 602 nt
Organism: Trametes versicolor FP-101664 SS1
Lineage: Eukaryota; Fungi; Basidiomycota; Agaricomycetes; Polyporales; Polyporaceae
Exons: 5
Coding region: 238-531 (97 amino acids)
Source: RefSeq, a predicted model, not a curated record